UAUCCCUAGAGGCAAUAACAUACAAACACGAACUCCUAAAAUAUUGGUUCAGAACUUCAGUUGUGAAUACAAACUAGUGAACAUGGUGAAGAAAUGAAUAAAUGGCAACUAACACAGCAAGAGUUAUUUUACUAACUGGUGUGCCAGGUGUAGGGAAAACAACACUUAUCAAAGAAAUAUGUAAAGUUUUAAAGACUAAGUCAGUUAAUGUGCAGGGGUUUUAUACCCAGGAAGUCAGGGAACGGGGACAAAGGACAGGUUUUAGUGUUAUAACACUGGAUGGUGAGCAGGCUCCUUUAGCAACAGUACAGCCUAGUAGUGAUAUACCAAGUGGCAGACAAUACACUGUUGGAAAGUACAAUGUUUGUUUACAGUCUUUUGAAAACACAGCCUUACCUACACUGCAAGUUAAGGAUAAACAGAACAGAGUCAUUAUCAUAGAUGAGAUUGGAAAAAUGGAAUUAUUUAGUCAGAGUUUUAUCAGACAUGUCAAACAUAUCUUGGAUACAAAAUGUUUAACUGUCAUAGCGACAAUUCCUGUACCAAAAGGGAGACCACUGCAGCUGGUAGAGGAGGUUAGAGGAAGACCAGAUGCACAUGUUUUUACAAUAACAAGGGAAAAUAGAGACAAUAUUUUAGCAGAUAUAUCAUCUUCCGUGAUGCUGUCAUUAAAGGAUAAUAUCUGAUUAG
Molecule: messenger RNA, 690 nt
Organism: Mytilus californianus (California mussel)
Lineage: Eukaryota; Metazoa; Mollusca; Bivalvia; Mytilida; Mytilidae
Product: cancer-related nucleoside-triphosphatase homolog
Exons: 6
Coding region: 102-686 (194 amino acids)
Molecular function (GO): ATP hydrolysis activity
Source: RefSeq, a predicted model, not a curated record